Messenger RNA from Quercus lobata, 3845 nucleotides. RefSeq names its product AP-2 complex subunit alpha-1-like. Lineage: Eukaryota; Viridiplantae; Streptophyta; Magnoliopsida; Fagales; Fagaceae. Gene Ontology annotation, molecular function: clathrin-cargo adaptor activity. The record is from RefSeq and is a predicted model, not a curated record. Bases 357 to 3416 code for a protein of 1019 amino acids. Gene Ontology annotation, cellular component: membrane coat; AP-2 adaptor complex. Gene Ontology annotation, biological process: intracellular protein transport; clathrin-dependent endocytosis. The transcript is spliced from 27 exons.
UACAAUUGGGGCAUAGUAAAUAAAAGUCGUCUCCCUCCCUUUACUCCGCGACGGCUUCACCAAUUUUCCACAGUCUACCUUCUCUCUCUCUCUCUCUCUCUAGAAACAGAAACAAUUGUUUUCUCUCUCUACAAUCUUUUAGAUCAAAUCCCCUUCUCUCCCUCUCUAUACGCAUUUUUGCUUUUUUGAAAUUUUUUUUAGGAAGCUGAUCUUCUCCAAGAUUGCUAUAUAUAGCCUUUUAGAUCCAAAACGCUGAGGCGAUCUGAAAUUCGCGAGGUCAGAGAGAAACGAUUACGGUUACGCUCUCUCUCUCUCUCUGUCCGUGUGUGCGUGUGAGAGUGUGGAUCUGAGCGGCGAUGGCGUUGUCAGGGAUGCGAGGCCUCUCGGUGUUCAUCAGCGACAUACGCAAUUGCCAGAACAAAGAGCAAGAGCGCCUCCGCGUCGAUAAGGAGCUCGGAAAUGUCCGUACACGCUUCAAGAACGAGAAGGGUUUAUCCCCGUAUGAGAAGAAGAAAUAUGUUUGGAAAAUGCUCUACAUUUAUAUGCUGGGUUAUGAUGUGGAUUUUGGUCACAUGGAAGCUGUUUCUCUAAUAUCUGCGCCAAAGUAUCCAGAAAAGCAGGUUGGUUACAUUGUGACAGCAUGUUUGCUAAAUGAGAACCAUGAUUUUUUGAGACUGGCGAUAAAUACUGUGCGCAAUGAUAUCAUUGGUCGCAACGAGACUUUCCAGUGUUUGGCAUUGACUAUGGUUGGCAACAUUGGUGGGAGAGACUUUGCUGAGUCGUUAGCACCUGAUGUCCAGAAGUUACUUAUCUCUAGCAGCGCCAGACCACUUGUGAGAAAGAAGGCUGCAUUGUGUUUGCUGCGCUUGUAUAGGAAAAAUCCUGAUGUUGUCAAUGUAGAUGGCUGGGCGGAUCGGAUGGCACAGCUAUUAGAUGAACGUGAUCUUGGUGUUUUGACAUCUUCUAUGAGUCUUCUUGUUGCCUUAGUAUCAAAUAACCAUGAAGCAUAUUGGAGUUGUCUUCCAAAAUGCGUUAAAACCUUAGAGCGGCUUGCCAGGAACCAGGAUGUUCCACAAGAAUACACUUACUAUGGUAUCCCAUCUCCCUGGCUUCAGGUUAAGACAAUGAGGGCUCUUCAGUAUUUUCCAACUAUUGAAGAUCCAAAUACCAGAAGAUCAUUGUUUGAGGUCUUACAACGGAUAUUAAUGGGGACUGAUGUUGUGAAAAAUGUAAAUAAGAACAAUGCAUCACAUGCUGUUCUCUUUGAAGCCCUUGCUCUAGUCAUGCAUCUUGAUGCUGAAAAAGAGAUGAUGUCUCAGUGCGUUGCCCUUCUUGGAAAAUUUAUUGCUGUGCGUGAACCAAAUAUUCGGUAUCUUGGCUUGGAGAAUAUGACUCGGAUGUUGUUGGUAACAGAUGUGCAAGAUAUCAUCAAAAGACAUCAGGCUCAGAUCAUAACCUCAUUGAAGGAUCCUGACAUCAGUAUUCGUAGGCGUGCUCUUGAUUUGCUUUAUGGUAUGUGUGAUGUUACAAAUGCAAAGGACAUAGUUGAAGAAAUACUGCAGUAUCUCAGUACAGCAGAAUUUGCAAUGCGUGAGGAAUUGUCACUUAAAGCUGCUAUUCUUGCGGAGAAGUUUGCCCCUGAUCUGUCAUGGUAUGUGGAUGUGAUUCUUCAAUUGAUUGACAAGGCUGGGGAUUUUGUUAGUGAUGACAUAUGGUUUCGUGUUGUGCAGUUCGUUACAAACAAUGAAGACCUACAGCCUUAUGCAGCAGCAAAAGCCAGAGAGUAUCUUGACAAGCCUGCUAUACAUGAGACUAUGGUGAAGGUCAGUGCAUAUCUCAUUGGAGAAUUUGGACACCUUUUGGGCAGACGACCUGGGUGUAGUCCGAAGGAAUUAUUCAGCAUCAUACAUGAGAAGCUUCCUACCGUAUCGUCUUCUACCAUUCCUAUUCUUCUUUCAACAUAUGCUAAAAUUUUAAUGCACGCUCAACCCCCAGAACCAGAACUACAGAAUCUGAUUUGGGCAAUAUUUAACAAAUACGAGAGUUGCAUUGAUGCUGAGAUACAACAACGAGCUGUAGAAUAUCUUGCCUUGAGUAGGAAAGGUGCAGCUCUAAUGGAUAUAUUGGCUGAAAUGCCCAAAUUCCCUGAGCGGCAGUCCUCAUUGAUCAAGAAGGCUGAAGAUAUUGAAGUUGAUACUGCGGAACAAAGUGCUAUCAAGUUGCGGGCACUGCAGCAAACAUCAAAUGCUCUGGUUGUAACUGACCAGCGGCCUGCGAAUGGGACACCUCCUGUCACCCAGCUUAGUCUGGUAAAGGUGCCCAGCAUGAGCAGUAAUGUGGAUCAUCAUGUAGCAGAUCAAGGAUUGUCCCAGGAGAAUGGAACCUUGACUACAGUAGAUCCCCAACCUCCGUCAGCCGAUCUCCUUGGUGAUCUCUUGGGUCCACUGGCUAUUGAAGGCCCUCCUAGUGCUGAUGUCCAGCCUCAACAAAAUAUAGUCUCUGGAGUGGAAGGUGUUCCAAAUGCAGUGGAAGCCACAGCAAUAGUGCCUGUUGGAGAUCAGACAAAUUCUGUUCAGCCAAUAGGAAGUAUUGCUGAAAGGUUUCAAGCACUGUGCGUGAAGGAUAGUGGUGUUCUAUAUGAGGAUCCUUAUAUCCAGAUUGGCAUUAAAGCAGAAUGGCGAGCACAUCAGGGGCGUCUUGUUCUUUUCUUGGGAAACAAGAAUACUAAUCCACUACUUUCAGUUCAGGCUAUAAUAUUGCCUCCAUCCCAUUUGAAGUUGGAGCUCUCAUUAGUCCCAGAAACUAUUCCUCCCAGGGCACAGGUGCAAUGCCCACUUGAAAUUGUUAAUCUCCGCCCUAGUAGGGAUGUAGCAGUACUUGAUUUCUCCUACAAGUUUGGUAACGAUAUGGUCAACUGCAAACUCCGUCUUCCUGCUGUAUUGAGUAAAUUUCUUCAGCCUAUACCAGUGUCUGCUGAAGAGUUUUUCCCUCAAUGGAGAUCACUUUCAGGACCACCUUUGAAGCUUCAAGAAGUGGUUAGAGGCGUAAAACCAAUGCCUCUCCUGGGCAUGGCAAAUUUAUUUAACAGUUUUCGGUUGAUGGUUAGUCCAGGGCUUGACCCAAAUCCAAACAAUCUUGUAGCAAGUACAACAUUCUAUUCAGAAAGUACAAGGGCCAUGCUCUGUUUGGCUAGAAUUGAAACAGAUCCAGCAGACCGAACCCAAUUGCGUUUGACAGUUGCUUCAGGGGACCCUACAUUGACAUUUGAGUUGAAGGAGUUCAUCAAGGAGCAAUUAGUUAGUAUUCCUACAGCCUCCCGUGCUCCUGCACCGGCGCCACCAGCACCUCAACCAACCAGUCCACCAGCAGCAGCAUUAACAGAUGAUCCUGGGGCUUUGCUGGCUGGUUUACUGUGACAAAGUGGAAUUUUGAAGAUUUGUUCAUUAUACACAUGUAAACCUGAUUUAUACAGCGGGGCCACCCAUGUCCCUCAAGUUAAAGAUGUGGAUAAAGAAAAUCAAGAUGCAAGGGCUGGCGGCAUUAAAGGGUGAGCUAAUUUAGUAGUCGGCUUAGUGUUAUGAGUGGGGAUUUCUAAAGGGGGGGUUGGUCGCGAUUUUGAGAUUCUUUAUGCACAAUGUAAUUGUGCCUUGGUGAGAUUUUUUUCUCUUUUGGGGUGAGGGUUUUUCAUUGUUAUUCAUUUUUUUUCCCCUUCCCACUUCACUGGAUUGGCUUCUGUACCAUGAAUAUUUGACCGCCAUGUAAGAUAUACUACACGAAGUAGAACCAGUUGUAACAAUUUGCAUCAUUUGUUUUUGUUUGUUAAUCCAUAGUAAUAUUUUCAAUAA